Molecule: messenger RNA, 2028 nt
Organism: Chenopodium quinoa (quinoa)
Lineage: Eukaryota; Viridiplantae; Streptophyta; Magnoliopsida; Caryophyllales; Amaranthaceae
Product: ninja-family protein AFP2-like
Exons: 2
Coding region: 624-1781 (385 amino acids)
Biological process (GO): negative regulation of DNA-templated transcription; signal transduction
Cellular component (GO): nucleus
Source: RefSeq, a predicted model, not a curated record
AAUUCAACUCGAUGUCACGUGAGGACAAUGUUGGACCUCUUAUGCUGCACUUGAUUUCAACGCAUGCAUGACAUGCACCUCUCUACUCACUCAAUCUGAAAUAUCAUUCUCUAUACUCUCCGUAUAUAUGCACCGUAUGUAAAACCCUCAUCCAAUAAUAUAUCAUAACUAAAACGAAUUUACUCCCUCUAAUCAUAUUUCCAAAGAGGUGAUUAAAACUUCAAAUUCAAUAAUCCUCCAUCAAAAAACAACAACAAUUAUAAAUAUAGAAGAAGUAGAAAGACAAUUAACCACCGUUGAAGUUUAGAAGCUAUAACAACAACAAGAAUACUUGCCACAUUCUCUCUCUCCAAACCCGCCUCCCAAAUACUUCUUACGUGUUAGCAGCCAUCUCUCCCUUCCUCUCUCGUCCCACCACGUGUCAUCCUCACCCUAAAAUAAAAAUAAAAUAAAAAAGUCACUUUAUUUUUAAACCCCUUCUUCUUCUACCCCAUUAAAAACAACCCAAAAACAAAAACGCUUUCCUCCUUCCUUCCCUCCAUUGUUAUAUAUUCUCCCAUGCUUUUUAGAGAGAGAAACUCUUCAUUUUUUUUAGAGAGAGAAACCUUCCUUAACCUUCAUCAAUGGCGGACGAAAACCCACCAACCGACGAACCUCCCACCACCACCACAAAAACAACACCACCAACCGCCAUUGAUGAAGAUGACUUAGAGCUUAGCCUCUCUCUCCGCCCUCUCAAUGACUCCUCUUCUUCUCUACCUUCAUCUCACCUUCCUAAGAAUGUUCUGGAACCUUCCUUUGUUUCCGCUCCCAACGGUCAGAUCCUCUCGAAGCGUGACGCGCAAGCUCUCCGCCGCCAUGAAGCGAAGUUGAAGCGUGACUUGAAACGUAAAUCUUCCGCUAAAAACGACGUCGUUGUUGGUAAUCAUCAACAGGAGGAUUUUCUGGAUGAACGUCGUCGGAAACUUCUGAAUUUAGGGUUUCCGGGAGCGACGCCGCCAUGGUUAGGGUGGAAUGCUGGUGUUGUUAACGGCGGUGUUUGGCCGUGUCAAGGGCAAAAUGGUAAUUUCGGUUCUCAGAAUGACGGCGCCGGCGCCGGCGGUUCUAUGUCUAGCGGUAGCUCCUCUGGAAUUUCUGAUAAUUACCAGUGUAUUUCUGCCACAGGUGGAAAUAGCAGUGACGCUGGCAGUCAUUCAAGCCAUCCUCACUCGCCAUUGGCCCCCACAAAUGCUCCGGCAACUCGUACUACUGCGCAACUACAACCUUGUUCAUCACAACUAGAACUUCAAAUUAACUGUUCUAAUCAAAACCUCUCAAAACCCCCAUUGUGCAGCUCAUACUCUAACAAGAUUGAACUCGUCACGGGCUCAAGACAACUCUCUAAGUCACCAGAAAAACUGAAUAUGACUUGCCAACAAAAUGAAGCGCGACCUAACAUUGAUGAUACAUUGUCAGAUGGUCAUAACAAAACUCUUCAAACCACAAUCCCCAAAGAAGCCAAAGGUGAAAUUGGGAAGCCUCCAAAACCCGUUGGGCUAAUAGACCAGCAGAAACUAUUGUUUUCUCAAAUGCCUUGUGUUUCAACCACUGGAAAUGGACCCAAUGGAAAGACAUUAACCGGGUUUUUGUAUAAAUAUUCAAAAACUGAAGUGAGCAUUAUAUGUGUUUGCCAUGGAGCAUCAUUCUCCCCAGCUGGUUUCGUGGAGCAUGCUGGAGGUGUAGAUGUAGAAUACCCUCUCAAGCAUAUUAGAGUGGUUCCUUUUGCCCUUGAGCUAACCUAAUGAGCUGUUGAGUAUUGCUAAAUUGGAGGAAGAUUGAGAUCGGAAGACUCCUGUUAGUUUUUUUAAGUAGUGCAGGCAACCUUUCUUUAUGUAGCAUUACAGGGUAUAGAUAGGAAAUUCUUUGUUCUGAAGGUUGAACUUUUUUAUAUCUAACUGAAUUAGUUCAUUGGAUGUUAAUUAUAAUAUUAUACUUUUGUGUAAUGUUUAUCAUGAAUUCAAUUCAGCUUGCCUAAUUAGCCAGUUUAAA